AUGAAUGAACAAAGAUUUAAUUCAAAGAAUCCAUCUUUGUCGAUGGGAUCCUCAUCAGUAUUAGGUAUAUCAAAUCAAUUACCACCAAACUCAUUGUUUCAUUUAUUUGCCAAUAAUAUUAGUGGAUCUUUUACAACCAAUCCUAAUACUUCCACACCGUCGACUUCAACAACAUCGGUACAAACUAGUACAACCUUGGCAUCAACAUCGACACCAUCAACAUCUUCAGGUGUAUCAUCAACAUCUUCAGCUAUAUCUUCAGCAUCCUCAACUACACAACAGACUCAACAACCAUUGCAAACACAACCAUCAUCGACCUCAACAGCUUCAUCAGUUAUUCCAACAUCAGGAUCAACAUCGGUAUCAACAGCUACAACAUCGACAUCAGCAGCAGCAACACAGCAACAGCAACAGCAAAGUCAACAAAAUAUUAUUGUUAUUGAAUCAAAUAAAGAAGAUGAUAAAGAAUGCGGUACAAUUUUAAUGGAAAUUAAUAAAGGAAUAAGAAGUGGUAAUCUAGGUGAACAGGUUGAGUCAAUUUUAUUUUUUAGCCAUUUAAUUAGAUUUCAUCCAUCACCAUUAAUAGUUAACUCUGUCAUAACACGUUUAUCGGAUAUAUUUAGAACUACAACCAAUCUCGUUAAAUAUCGUAUCCUUAAAGUAUUUCAAGAAUGUUCAAAUGAGAUUCAUAAAGUUUCAAAUAUUGAAGAGGUUUUAAAAAGAAUUCAUUCUGUAAUAUUAUCAAAUGACCCAAUUGCAAGAUCAUUAUCAUUAAGAAUUUUAGCAAGUGUUCCUUAUCUAAUUGCCGAUAAGCUAUAUAUUCAUCAUAGCAUAAGAAGUUGUAUGCAAUCUCAUGAUAGGGUUGAGAUUGAAGCAACUAUUUUUAUUAUGGAUAAACUGUGUGAAGUCUCACCAUUAUUUUCAGAUAGUAUCAUUGAAAAAAUUCAUAAAGUUAUUCAAAAUGUUGAAACUCCACCAACUACAAAAUUAAAAUACAUCAAAUUAUUUAGACAUAUGCACCACAGCCAUUCAAUUGCAACUCAAUCAAAAGAUAUGUUGGUUGGUUUAUUAGAUUUGUACCCAUCUGAAGAUUUUGUAACAAUUAUUUUGGAUACAUUAACAAACUUAUCAUUAAAACAUAUUUUAUAUAUCGAUGAUCAUAUUAAAUUUUUAAAUAACUAUGGAUUUUUAGAUCCAAGAAUUAAGGUUAAAGUUAUUACAUUAAAAUGUUUACAAAAAUUAGCAAAAACUUCACCCCAUUCACAAUUUCCAAUUUUAGAAAUUAUUAAAUUACUAAGAGAUACGCCAGAAAAUUAUAAAGAUAUUAAAUAUCACACCUUAUUAUUUUUAUCAAUUUUAUCUUCCUCCUCACCACAAUAUUUAAAUAUUUUACAAAAACAACAAGAAGAUAGCAAUAAUAAUUUAAGUUAUAGUUCAAUAAUUUCAUUACUAUAUCAAUACUCUUUAGAUUAUGAUUUUUCAUUAUCAGAAUUAUCAAUUCAAACUUUAACAAACUUAAUAGUUGAGUCAAAUGGUAAUAAUAAUAAUAAUAAUAAUAAUAAUAAUAAUAAUAAUAAUAAUAAUAAUAAUAAUAAUAAUAAUAAUAAUAAUAAUAAUAAUGAAACUAUUGAACCAAUUCUAGAUCAAUUAUUAAAUAACAUUUGUAUAAUCUUAAAAACCCAAUUUACAAAAAAUUUAAAUAAAUCAAAUAAUAAUACAAUUAAAUUAACAAAACACUCAAUAUUAUUAAAAUCAAUUAUACAACUUGUUUCAAAAUACCCAAAAAUUUUAAAACAAAUUUCAAUAACUAUAGUUUCAAUUUUAAAUGAAAUUCCUUAUGAUAUAAUUAAAUCAUUAUUUCAUUGUUUAUCAAUUUGUAUACCAUUAAAUAAAAAUGUAAUAGAAGGUUCAUUUGAAAAUAUUUUAGCUUAUUUAAAUCAAAUUAUUAUAAAUGAAAAUAGUAGCCAGUUAAUUAACAAUUUAAACGAAUUAACCAAUGAUAGCAAAGCAUAUACAUCAUCAUUACCAAUGCCAAUAUUUGUUUGUAUUUUUAGAUCCUUCGACAAUAAUAUAGAAAAAAUUGAAAAAAUUACAAAUUUAAUUAUACCAACUAUUGAAUAUAUUUUUGAUAAUCCAAAGCAAGGACAACUAUGGUGUUUAUAUAAUUUAGCACAUUUGGCCCAAAGAUAUGGUUUUCAUCUAUUAGCUCAAACAAUUUAUUCAAAUUUAAUAUAUAGGGUCGAAUCUGAAUAUAAUUAUUUAUGGUUAAAAAGCUUAUUAUCAAUUUCAACAUUAGAAAAUGAAAUCUCUCAAUCAUUAAUUUGUGGUGAUGGUGACAAUUUCUCAAAAAUAUUUAAGCAACUUUCAAAUUAUCAUACUGUAAUUUUAACAAUUAAAGCUUCCUCAACUUUAGAAAGAUCAUUACAAUUUCAGGAAGAAUUUAUACUUUUAAGAGAAAAAUAUUUAUUUAAUUUAUUAAAUUUAAAAGUUUUAUUAUUACAAAAUAAUAAUAAUAAUAAUAAAGAUAAAAUUGAAAUAGAGACUAAUAAUAACCAAAAUAAUUUAAAAAAUAAAUAUCAAAUCAAAUUAUUACAAUUUAAACAACUUUCACAAAAAUAUCAAAUAUUAUUAAACAAUCAAAUAAUUAGGUACCAAAAUUUAAAACAAAUAUUAUCAAUUGAUACAAAACAAAUAUUAGAAUCAUAUAUUGAAUCAUGUAAUUUAAUUAUAAAGUUAAUUAACAUAUUAAUAACAAAUAAUAACCAAAACAAUCAAAGUGACCAUCAAGAAAAGAGAGAGUUUAAAAACCUAAACAAUUUCCCGUUGUCCAAAUUUACAAAUUUUAUUUUAGAACAAUUAGAAAUAGAAAAUUUUGCUGAUAAAAAUAAUAUAGUAGACUUUUUUAACCAAAUUAUAGAAUCUUUAAUAAGAUUACCAAAUACAAUCCCUUCAAUUUUUUUUAAGUAAAACUAAUUAUAUUAUUAAAUAAAGCACUAAUAAAUUUAUUAAUGAACAAGGAUUAUCAAUAAUUAAUAAUAUAUAUCUUUUUAAUAAUUAAAAAGACAUUAAAAAAAAUAAAAAAUCUUUUUUAGAUUCC
Dictyostelium purpureum is the source of this 3097-nucleotide messenger RNA. RefSeq lists its product as uncharacterized. The record is from RefSeq and is a predicted model, not a curated record. Gene Ontology annotation, cellular component: integrator complex. Gene Ontology annotation, biological process: snRNA 3'-end processing. NCBI's taxonomy places the organism in Eukaryota, Evosea, Eumycetozoa, Dictyosteliales, Dictyosteliaceae. The transcript is spliced from 5 exons. The coding region runs from base 1 to 2967 and encodes 988 amino acids.